Messenger RNA from Macadamia integrifolia, 2015 nucleotides. RefSeq names its product double-stranded RNA-binding protein 3-like. The record is from RefSeq and is a predicted model, not a curated record. Lineage: Eukaryota; Viridiplantae; Streptophyta; Magnoliopsida; Proteales; Proteaceae. Gene Ontology annotation, molecular function: double-stranded RNA binding. The transcript has 5 exons. Bases 13 to 1902 code for a protein of 629 amino acids.
CGACAGUAAAGAAUGCAGAAAGGAAGAAAGGGGGAAAAUUUCUUCGUUCUUGAGAAUCUCGACUGCAGAAAUACACAUAGAAAUCGGUCAGAUGGGGUGGGAGUUGCAUGGGAAAAGCUCGAUGAUCAAGAUCACCAAGAUGUGGUAAAUCAAAAUAACCACAUGGUGCAUGAUUAUGGUCACAAUGAGGAAGAUCCAAAAGGGUGGGAAGGAGAAUCACCGUUUACUUUAGAUUCUCAGCAGCUUGUGGAAGGUCUGUCUUUAUGUGAUGAGCUCCUUCAGAGUCGGUCCUCGAAUCCUGAUGGAGAUGAUGAAGAAAGAAAGGCCAAACCCUGUCAUUCUGAGUACGCUCGCUUAGGGCCGGAAGAUCUAAAAAGGGAUUUAGAAGAGUGCCAAAAUUUGGGACUUCUUGAUCCCGGAGAUAUUGAACUUGAUACGUUACUGAUGCUUUCCAGACUCCGCCAACUUGGAUCGGUUAAGUAUCGGAAAUUUGGGUGUUUUAUGUAUAAGAACCAGCUGCAAGAACUAGCACAGAGAAGUUGCUUCAACCUCCCUUCUUAUUCAUGUAUUAGAGAAGGACCUGAUCAUGCACCUCGGUUCAAGGCUUCUGUGAACUUUAAUGGUGAGAUCUUUGAAGCCCCCAGCUAUUGCACCACACUCAGACAAGCAGAGCAUACAGCAGCUGAGGUAGCACUCAACACCUUAUCAACAAGAGGUCCUUUAAGGUUUCUAGCUGCAAGAGUUCUUGAUGAGACUGGAGUCUAUAAGAACCUCCUGCAAAAAACUGCUCACAGAGCUGGUCUGAAUCUCCCAAUUUACACCACCGUGAGAUCAGGGCCUGGGCAUCUACCUGUCUUCACUUGCACAGUUGAGCUUGCUGGAAUGAAUUUUAGAGGAGAAGCGGGGAAAACAAAGAAGCAAGCUGAGAAGAAUGCUGCCAUGGCUGCCUGGUCUGCUUUAAAGCAAAUGCCAAACCUGGGUUCUUCAUCUCAGACAAACAAGGAUAACGAGAGCAGUGAAGAACAGGAGCAGGUGAUCGUUGCAAGGAUUCUAUCAAAUUACAAGCCCAAAGAUGAAAACAAGACCUUGAAACAGAGGGAUCAGAACCAUGAGAGAAGAAGAGUGGUAUUGAGUCAUGGAGAUAACAAUAUUAGCUCCACUUCUUCCUGCCAUAACAACACAUUGAAGUAUCAGCAAUGGAGAUUGAUGGAUCUAUACUCUGAUUUAUCGUCAAUCUACCCAACCCAAACGCAGAACCAGAGUCAGAACUCCUUCUCAGCACCUCUCCCUCCUCCCAUAAUCUCAAAGAUCUUACCUACUUCUGCCAGAGAAUCCAAGCCAUCGCUUGACUCAUCAAACAGGGCCAUUACAGUACAGGUUAGAAACGGAUCCAAGGUCAAUAUUCAGGAGAUCCGACCUCCAUUGGAAGAACAUCAAAAAGAUGAAGAGGAGUGGCUCAAUGGGAAAUCAAAUGUCACAGAGGAACAAAUUGAGAAGGAUGCGAAAUCCGGUUGCGUCUUCAAGCAAACACCGGGCUAUCAGUGGCCAUUCCCAUUAACCCAUUACCGUAACCAGAGAACCCAGAUGAGAACUAGCAAUUUAGGACCUGUUUCUACUCCCAUUGCAGCAACUCCCCCUAUUCCGAAUAUCUUGAACACCAGAAGAUUCCAUGCACAGGCACAGGGGAUAGCUCCGGCAGUGAAAAUUCGUACAGUGAUCCCAGUGUGCGCAGCCCCACCUGCAAGGCCUCCGGCUCCAUCAUCGAAUCCUCCUCCAACCCCACAGAUGAAAGAAGCCUCACAGUCACAGUCACACAACAAAUACUUGGCCUCGGUCUCCACACAAACAGUAGAAGGAGAGCUUUCAUCAGCGAGCUUAGAUUUCAAAAGGUUACAGUUAUGAACAUCAAUGACAAUAUAAUCCUAUUUUAAACCCGUAAUUAACAUAUGAUAUUGUGCAAUUUUGGCUUGAUGAAGAAUCUUUCUAUAAAGUAAAAAACCCCUUUUAAUUUAAAA